GACGGAUAUGAAUAGUGAUUUCUGGACUAAAGCCCGAGGCCCAAGCGCAGGCCCCAACAGCACGCAGGUCGCAGCAGCGAAAAAUCCCUCACGCCGACUUCCUGGCGCGUUCUGUUGUAGUUGUAGUUGUAGUUGUAGUUCUCCUUUCUUCAACAUUCAAAUUAAAAAGGAAAAUUGACCUUUCGAAAUAAAUGGCAUCAACCGAUCCUCAAGAAUCCGUUCAAGAACUCUCACCGCUCCCAAAGGUUCUAGUUCCCAAAAUACCACCGUCUUUCUGCAUCAUUGGGGAAGAGCCCUUUACCUCCACCAAAUUCCAGUACUUGAAAGCAUACGAGUCUCCGCUCCCUCUUGAUCAGUUCUUGGCCACUCAUGCGCACUCCGUAAAGGCAAUCCUUUCUACCGCAAGUGCUCCCGUCACUGCUGACCUCCUGCAGUUGCUGCCGGCGGUGCGCCUUGUCGUCACCACCAGCGCCGGCCUCAACCAGAUUGACCUCCCUGAAUGCCGGCGUCGUGGAAUAGCGGUCGCUAACGUAGCCACUGUCUAUUCUGCUGACGUCGCAGAUCUUGCUGUUGGUUUGUUGAUCGAUGUUUUGAGGAAGAUUUCGGCAAGCAAUCGCUACGUCAAGCAAGGGAAUUGGCCCACCAGAGGGGACUAUCCUCUUGGUUCUAAGUUGGGAGGAAAGCGGGUUGGAAUUGUUGGACUGGGAAAUAUUGGGUAUGAAGUUGCUAAAAGGCUUGAAGCCUUUGGUUGCUGUAUCUCUUAUAACUCCAGGAAGAAAAAGCCAUAUGUCUCGUACCCUUUCUAUGAAAAUGUCUGUGAACUUGCAGCCAAUUGCGAUGCCCUCAUCAUCUGUUGCGGGUUGACAGACCAAACCCGCCACCUGAUCAAUAAGGAAGUCUUAUCAGCACUGGGGAAGAAAGGAGUCAUUGUUAAUAUCGGACGUGGGCCUAUUAUUGAUGAAAAGGAAAUGGUAAGGUUUUUGAUGGAAGGAAAGAUUGCAGGCGCUGGCUUGGAUGUGUUUGAGAAUGAGCCUGAUGUUGCUAAGGAGUUUUUUGCAUUGGAUAACGUUGUGCUGUCGCCACAUUGUGCUGUCUUUACGCCAGAAUCAGUGAAGGAUUUAAGUGAACUUGUGGUGGGGAAUCUGGAAGCUUUCUUCUCAAACAAACCAUUACUUUCUGAAUAUGUGGAUGAAUGAUGGGUGAAACCUUUUAUUCACCGGUUAGUUUCUUUAUUAGUUUGUGAUUGGUGCCCUGUUAGUGAAGUAAGAAGUAACAAACUUUUGAGAAAGUUUCAUCUUGCUACCUCAUUAUUCUAGAGUUUUCGAUGAUUAGUUAUGGUGAUGAUGUUAUGUUUACUGGUCAUGUUUUAUAUAAUAGCAAGACAUAAUGCACAUAGUUUCUUCAAAAAUUGAUGCUUUCUUUUCCUAGGAGGAGAUUGUCAUUAAAUUUGUUUAAAUGGUUGUUGUGGAUUUAGCUAAAGAUCACACAGUUUCUUUUUCUAGGUAGUUUGAAGUGUAUGCUGAAUUAUUCAUUCUUUGUAGUUGCUAUGCACUUUUAUGCAGGCAGGAUAUAAGAGUGAUGUGAUCACUAAGUCAAUGAGGAGACAAAGAUCAAGAACUGUUGCAUUAUUAUCAUAGAUUGCCAGUUUAAAUGUGAAAGAAACAUGAAUUUAAAGGUGCAGACUCUACAGAAGUACCUGCUUAUCAGAAUCAAUUACUGUUCCCAAUUACAAUUUGAUAUUGGCAGUUGAUUGGAAAAUGCAUGUUUUUACAGAGAUACUUCAUGUGCUGGUAGCACAUAGUUAAAUUGGGUAUAAACUGUUGAGAAGUAUACAGGUGUGGGUUAAGCUUAAUUUGGCCAAUGCUUCAUAGCUCUUGCCUGUCUUUCAUCCUUACAGUUUCCCUAGUAUUAUGUUCUUGUUCUUCCAUGUCAAUUAAAUAAAAAUGAUUAUGUGA
Molecule: messenger RNA, 1955 nt
Organism: Hevea brasiliensis (rubber tree)
Lineage: Eukaryota; Viridiplantae; Streptophyta; Magnoliopsida; Malpighiales; Euphorbiaceae
Product: glyoxylate/hydroxypyruvate reductase HPR3
Exons: 2
Coding region: 192-1196 (334 amino acids)
Cellular component (GO): cytosol
Molecular function (GO): hydroxypyruvate reductase [NAD(P)H] activity; glyoxylate reductase (NADPH) activity; NAD binding
Source: RefSeq, a predicted model, not a curated record